AUGCCUACCCCGAAACAGCCCAAGAGCCCACUGGGCACAAGCGAGAGCCAGGCCACAAUUGUGCCUUUAGAGGAUGAUGGCAAGCUCGCAGAUGAAAGGUCUCUGGGUCCCUGCGCGCCAGAGGUGGUGGCUGCUGGGCCAGCACUGGAGGCGCUGAUGCAGCUUUGCCAUGAGGGCACUCCGCUGACAGCACUUCGAACAGUCAGCCGUAGCUUCUGCUCUGCCUCAGAGCGGGUGGGACGCACUGGGAAUCUGCCCAAGUGGCCCUUGGUCCUGAUGAUCACCACUGAUGACUUUGUCAGCAAGCAUCGACCUGUUGAACCGGAAUUUGUCAUCGACUUUGAACGUGGUGAAGCUGCUAUCUGCAGCUACACAGUUUACAGGGACACGCAGGAGCAUCAAGAGCAGAAGGAGAAAGUUGAGGUGCCUUGUGCCUUAGCGGCCGACUUUGUGCGCAAGUUGGGCCGGCUGCACCAUGGCCAUGGCGCGGAGAGCCAGCUCUGGGCCCUUCCGAAAUUGCAGCGGAGAGCAACGCUCAACCUUAACAUGACGCCGGAGGAGUAUGCUUGGAGCAGCAUGCAGGUCGCCAUGCAAUGCGAUCCGCGAGCUUCAAAGCGGCUUGUCCUGCUGGAUGCCAGAGAAAAGGUAAUACUGAAACACACGUUCUUGGAUCCUGAUUUUGUCCUGCCUCAGCCUGGUCGAGGAGUCUUCCGAAAGGUUGACAAGAAAGGCAUCCAUUGUGAUCGUGUGCACAGAUGGUUGCUGCGCCAGCUUCGCGACCUAUGUGGGAAUCCUAAUGUCAUCGUCGACAACUGCCGCUUCACCUUGCAGCCCUCCGUACCGAUUGGGCUGCCCGUUGCCUGCGGUGGAUUUGCGUCUUUGCCGGACAUUUUUGUUGACUGA
Messenger RNA from Symbiodinium pilosum, 903 nucleotides. The record is from the annotation of a GenBank genome assembly. Lineage: Eukaryota; Dinophyceae; Suessiales; Symbiodiniaceae.